Molecule: messenger RNA, 669 nt
Organism: Ornithodoros turicata
Lineage: Eukaryota; Metazoa; Arthropoda; Arachnida; Ixodida; Argasidae
Exons: 1
Coding region: 1-669 (222 amino acids)
Biological process (GO): DNA integration
Molecular function (GO): nucleic acid binding
Source: RefSeq, a predicted model, not a curated record
AUGAUUGGAGCUACCACUACCUCACUGCCAGUGCUUCAACUACAUUCUCAUCGUUAUACUCGCUGGCCCGAAGCUGUUCCGAUUCCUGACGCUACGGCCGCCACGGUUGCUGCCGCACUGAACUCAACGUGGAUAUCCCGUUUUGGCGCGCCCUCUGUCAUAACAACCGACAGGGGACGUCAAUAUGAGUCCAACCUCUUCAGGGCCUUCACCAACGUCUUAGGCGCCAAGCGCAUUCGCGCAACGGCCUAUCACCUCGCCUCCAAUGGGCUCGUCGAGAGGCUCCACCGACAGAUCAAGGUUGCCUUGCGGGCCUCCCAUGACAUCCCUUGGCCCGAGACUCCUCCCGUCGCUCUCCUCAGAAUUCGACGACCACAAAGCGAACCUCGGUGUAGCGCUGCGGAGCUAGUCUACGGGAUCACUCUUCGUCUUGCUGGAGAACUGCUGUCAUGCCCGCAAGACCGCGUUCCCGACACCACCACAGAUUACCUUUCGCGCUUGCGCAACGUUAUGGCCUCUCUCCAACCCGUGCCAACCCGCCUACCGAACACCCCCGCCACCUACCGCCAUCAAGACCUGGAGACGUGCUCACACAUCUUCGUACGUUGUGACGCCGUAAAGAAACCGCUCCAGCCACCUUACUUCCGUAACUCCCCUUAUUUCCCGUAA